UGCCAACACUGCGACAACGACAACAAACACAGCAGCAGCCGCCAGCGCUGCAAUGCCUGCGAAGACAGGCGGAGGAGAGGAGACAAAACAGGGGAGGAGGACGAUAAAGAUGACAAGGCGGCACAAUCGUUGUUGAAUAAAUUGAUACGCAGUAAUCUAGUGAACACAACCAAUCAAGUAGAAGUCCUACAGAGGGAUCCCAACUCUCCGCUUUACUCUGUCAAAUCCUUUGAGGAGCUGCGGCUUAAACCUCAGCUGCUCCAGGGAGUGUACGCCAUGGGCUUCAACCGCCCCUCCAAAAUCCAAGAGAACGCAUUACCCAUGAUGCUCGCAGAACCCCCACAGAACCUGAUCGCCCAGUCUCAGUCGGGGACGGGGAAAACUGCUGCCUUUGUCCUGGCCAUGCUCAGUCACGUUGACCCCAACAACAAGUUCCCACAGGCUCUGUGUGUGUCUCCUACCUAUGAGCUGGCCCUGCAGACAGGGAAGGUCAUUGAGCAGAUGGGGAAGCACUACUCAGAGGUCAAACUAGUCUACGCCAUCAGAGGAAACAAGCUGCAGAGAGGUACCCAGCUCCAGGAGCAGGUUGUGAUUGGAACGCCAGGCACCAUGCUGGACUGGUGUCUGAAGUUCAAGUUCAUCGACCCCAAGAAAAUCAAAGUGUUUGUCCUGGACGAAGCUGACGUCAUGAUCGCUACACAGGGUCAUCAGGACCAGAGCAUACGCAUUCAGAGGAUGCUACCCAAAGAGUGCCAGAUGCUGCUGUUCUCGGCAACGUUCGAGGAGACUGUGUGGAACUUUGCUCAGCGCAUCGUCCCAGAACCCAACAUCAUCAAGCUGAAGAGGGAGGAGGAGACUCUGGACACCAUCAAACAGUACUACGUCCUCUGUAACAGCAAAGAGGAGAAGUUCAUGGCCCUCUGCAACAUCUACGGAGCCAUCACCAUCGCUCAGGCCAUGAUCUUCUGUCAUACCAGGAAAACGGCAGGGUGGUUGGCAGGUGAGCUGUCCCGGGAGGGCCACCAGGUGGCGCUGCUCAGUGGUGAGAUGCAGGUGGAGCAGAGAGCUGCUGUCAUCGACCGCUUCAGAGACGGAAAGGAGAAGGUCCUGGUCACCACCAACGUCUGUGCCAGAGGUAUCGACGUGGAGCAGGUUUCCGUGGUGAUAAACUUUGACCUGCCAGUGGACAGAGACGGUAACCCAGACAACGAGACUUACCUGCACCGGAUUGGCCGCACGGGUCGUUUUGGGAAGCGGGGAUUGGCCAUCAACAUGGUGGACAGCAGGUUCAGCAUGAACAUCCUCAACAAGAUCCAGGAUCACUUCAAUAAGAAGAUCGAGAAGCUGGACACAGAUGAUCUGGAUGAGAUAGAGAAAAUCGCCGGCUGAAAAGAGAGAAAGAGUUCAGAACCACAUGACUGCUGAAAGCCCUGCUCCCCCCCACCCCCGACUCUCCUUGGACUGUUCUCAUACAGUGUUUUAAUUUGAAAAUUUUAGCUUUGGAGAGAAGUGCAAAGCCACAAACACAGCUAUAAUGUUUACAUGUGGUGUAAAUGUCUUAUAUCUCUCAGAUAUAUUUUAACAAGUCUCUGAAACGUUACUGUUUCACUCUUUCUACUUAUUAAUGAAUAAAGUUUAUAAUAUUAGCAAACAUUUUAUUUGUAUAUGUGCAUUGUAAUGCCAUCAUGGUGGUAGGCUUAAGAGUGCAAUGGCUUGUGCUUAUGAAAAACAUUUUAAAAUUAUGCAAAUUAAAUGUUACUAGUUCAUA
Molecule: messenger RNA, 1768 nt
Organism: Coregonus clupeaformis (lake whitefish)
Lineage: Eukaryota; Metazoa; Chordata; Actinopteri; Salmoniformes; Salmonidae
Product: ATP-dependent RNA helicase DDX19B
Exons: 10
Coding region: 277-1389 (370 amino acids)
Biological process (GO): poly(A)+ mRNA export from nucleus
Cellular component (GO): cytoplasmic stress granule; nucleus
Molecular function (GO): RNA binding; RNA helicase activity; ATP binding
Source: RefSeq, a predicted model, not a curated record